This is a messenger RNA of Papaver somniferum (opium poppy), 585 nucleotides long. Its product is annotated as ribonuclease H-like. Lineage: Eukaryota; Viridiplantae; Streptophyta; Magnoliopsida; Ranunculales; Papaveraceae. The record is from RefSeq and is a predicted model, not a curated record. Gene Ontology annotation, molecular function: nucleic acid binding; RNA-DNA hybrid ribonuclease activity. The transcript has 2 exons. The coding region runs from base 1 to 585 and encodes 194 amino acids.
AUGAAAGGUGAAAUGUUGGGGUCUGUGUAUGACUUGAACAUACUCUUGAGCUUUGAAAUAUCUGGGGUUAAAACUAAAACUGCAAGAGUGAAGCAGUGCUUCUUCAGAUUACCAACUCUGAACCAAGUACUAAUUUGCUGUGAUGGAGCUUGUAAAGGAAACCCAGGAGUUGCUGGUUUGGGUUUUGUUGCAAGGGUAAGUUCAGGUGAAUGCAUUGGUGCUGCUUCAGGUGGUUUAGGUUUGGCAACCAAUUAUUUGGCUGAAGUAAUGGCUUUAAUUGUGGCUGGAGAGUGGGCAGUGAGCAAGCAGUUCAGGGAGGUUUGUUUCCAGCUUGACUCAAAUGUUGUUUUGUUAGCUUUUACAAAUAACAAGGUGUCAUGGAUUUUUAAAAGCAUAUGGGAAAGAAUAAGGCAACACAUACUUGCAAUAAGCUUGAGACAUUCCUAUAGAGAAGUAAACUUCUCUGUUGAUGAAAUGGCAAAGAAAGGAGUUAGUUUAAGUAUGGGGCAUUACUAUACUAUGAUCCUAAACCUCAAUUUCUUAGGAGAUUGGAGGAGGAAGAUGUUUUCAAUGAGCCUUAUAUAA